AUGGGCGAGACGAAUAAUUUAGGAGAGGUAGAAAUGCAUGCAUGGGAUGCAGGGGUUAUGGUGGUUUCCCAGGUCUUAUUCUUUGUAUGCGGAUGGUUAUUCUUUAUGAAGCAGCUUUUCAAGAAUUAUGAAGUCCGUAAUAGAGUUGUCCAGCUUGUUUUCUCUAUAACCUUCGCAUUAUCUUGUACAAUGUUUGAGCUUAUUAUUUUCGAAAUCAUGGACGUGAUGGAUUUAGAAUCCCGUUUCGCCUCAUGGAGAUUAUGCCUUUCUGCGAUUCUCAUCACUUUGAUUGUUGCCCUUCCCCUCUAUAUGGCCUAUACUCUCUUGAAGAGCAUAUCCUUCAUAAGGCAGCAGCUUCUCACACCGUUAACGAUUUUCCUGUGGAUUGUUUUUAUCUACUUUUUCUGGAAAAUCGGUGAUCCCUUCCCUAUCCUGAGUGCCAAACAUGGAAUUUUCACCAUUGAGCAAGCAAUAUCCCGAAUUGGUGUGAUUGGCGUCACAGUGAUGGCAGUCCUGUCCGGAUUUGGUGCGGUGAAUGCGCCUUACGUCUACAUGACAGUAUUUAUGAGGAAGGUUGACCAGCAUGCGAUCUCUCAAAUGGAAAGGAAGUUAAUGCAAACCAUGGAGAAUGAUCGUCAUCAAAAAGCGGAAGGAAAGGAUGAAAACACGGGUCUCUUGCAUAGAAUAUGGGGAACAGUAGCAAGUGCUGCAUCUGGUGGCACCUUGAGUGAUCAAAUAAGGCAGCUCAACGCUGAAAUUGUUCCACUUAACGAACUUAGUCGAUAUCUAUUCCUCGAGGUUGUUGAGCUACGAAAUAUGAAGGAACGCAUUGAAUAUAGUAAAACGUGGAUGGGGAAAUAUUUCAAUGUGUUGGGCCACUUUUUCUCAGUCUACUGCAUAUGGAAGAUAUUUAUCUGUACAGUGAACAUUGUGUUUGACCGUGUCGGAAAGGUGGAUCCUGUGACGAAAGGGAUCGAAAUUGGUGUGAAUUGGAUGGGAAUCGAUCUUGACGUACGGUUCUGGUCGCAGCAUAUCUCUUUCCUUCUAGUUGGCGUUAUAGCAGUCACGUCAAUAAGAGGAUUGUUAAUCACACUGACGAAAUUCUUUUUGGCGAUUUCCAGUUCGAGGUCAUCGAACAUCAUUGUUUUAUUAUUGGCUCAAAUCAUGGGUAUGUACUUCGUUUCAAGCGUGUUGUUGAUGCGGAUGAAUAUGCCUCAUCAGUACAGGAAAAUCAUAACGGAAGUGUUGGGCGAUCUCCAAUUCAACUUUUAUCAUCGAUGGUUCGAUGUGAUAUUUUUGAUCUCUGCUUUGUCAAGCAUAGUGUUUUUGUAUUUAGCUCAUAAACAGGUCCCUGUUCACUGA
Cooperia oncophora is the source of this 1362-nucleotide messenger RNA. The record is from the annotation of a GenBank genome assembly. Lineage: Eukaryota; Metazoa; Nematoda; Chromadorea; Rhabditida; Trichostrongylidae.